GGGCUGGAGGCUCCCUCCCAGUGCUGACAGAAGGAGGAGCCAGAGCCUGUCAGUGUCUACUGUUUCAUUAUUACCUGCAAAGCCCUGUAGCAUUUACCACACUGUGUGUCUGUGUGGCCACAGCAACAGAGAGGAGCAAAGAGGAGCGAACAGAGGGCCAGAUCACCACAGACUUUUUACACUUUUAUUCUGUUUAACCAAAUACGGACCCUGCCAUUGACUGAACCAUUGUGCAGGACAACUAGCAGUGGACAUGGCUGGUUGUCUGCAAAGCUACAGACUUUGUAAAAAGCAGACACUUCUGCUUCUUACAUUUAUAUUGCACCUAGCUGCAGUGGGUGCAGAGCCAUUUGAGCGCGCUCACUUGUAUCAGCACAGAACUGGACCUAAUGAAGACACUAUCAUUGUAGCUAAUAAUGGGAUCAGGGUGCCAUUAGGACGCUCUGUGUUUUUGGACCCUGUCAAUGACCUGGUGACAGAAGUGGAGCCUGGAGAUCGCUGCCACAUCACAGUUUUGGACAAUGACCCUUUAUCCCAAAAACCUGGGAUGCUUACCCCUAAAAAGUUCCCUUGUUCUUUUGGACCAGAUGAAGUCAAAUACACUCACUUUGGAUCUCGAAGCCCCAGCAAAGAUCGUGUCAAACUGCAGCUUCGGUACGACUCCCAGACGGACACCGUUAUUAUUCCUUUCAUGUUGGAGGUAGAAGUUGUCUUCCAGCAGCUUGAAAUCUUGACCAGGAAUAUGCCCAUAAAUGUAGAAAAGCUCAAUGGUGAGAGUAACCCCAUUGACAAAAAAGGCCUGGAGUUCUCAUAUGAGGAUGACGUUACUCAGUGUAAGAUUACCACUCUGGUCGGCGCUGGAGGUCUCCCCAGGUAUGGCACUCUUUUGAAUAACCCUGCUAGUGGCCAAAUGGUUGACUGUGAUGAGUUUGUGAAAAUGGGCAUUGUGUACAAGCACAUAGCUACAACCAAGUCACCAAACAGAGAUUAUGUUCCAAUGAUGAUUGAGCUGCAGGAUAAGGAUGGCAACACUAUUAUGCAAGAACAUUUCCAGAUGAUGGUUAGAAUCAGAGAAGGUGCAGAAAAUAGUCCACCUAAGCCCAGUUUUGUGUCUAUGAUGAUGGUGGAGGUUGAUCAGUUUGUAAUGACAGCUAUCACCACUGACAUGUUAGCAGCUGAAGAUGUAGAGUCAGAUGCAAAUGAUUUAAUCUUCAACAUAACCUCACCUCUGAACCCGCAGCAGGGUUACAUUAUCAGCACUGACGACCAAAACCUUCCUAUCACAUCUUUUUAUCAGCGGGACAUCAAAGACCUCAAAAUAGCCUACAAGCCACCUUCAGAGGACUCAGAUGUAGAGAGGAUAUUUCAGCUAGAGUUUGAAAUUGUAGACACGGACGGCGCAGUUUCCGAUCCUUUUGCUUUUAUGAUUGUGGUGAAGCCUAUGAAUACCUUAGCCCCAGUAGCUACCAGAAAUACCGGGCAGCUUUUGUUUGAAGGGCAGUCCCGUCCACUGUCCAGCUCCCAGAAUUUAGAGAUUAGUGAUGAGGACAAUUUGGAAGAUGUAAGAAUAACUGUUGUUGAUGGCUUAAAGCAUGGAGAUCUCACUGUCUUCGGGAAUCGUAGGAAAUUUUUCACACCAGCUGAUUUGGAUGCCGGUAUUGUGGUGUACCAGCACGAUGGGAGUGAUACAUACAGUGACAAUAUUAUCUUUAGAAUGACUGACGGCAGAAAUGAAGUUGAAUUUUUGUUCCCCAUUACAAUUGCACCAACUGAUGAUGAGCCCCCAAUUAUCAACGCUAACACUGGUCUUGUCUUGUUCAAAAAUGAAGUUAUGCAAAUCUCCCCCUUUAUUCUGAGCGCAACCGAUAUUGAUUCUGAAGACUCUACAAUUAAGUUUAUCUUAGAAGCACCUUAUUCAACUAUAGGAGAGCUCCUACUAAGACAAAUUGAGCCACCUUCUGACCCAUCUCUUUGGAAAUUCAGUGAAACAGAUGAGAUGUUUGAGCAAGUAGUUACUGAAUGGUUCCAGCAGGACAUUCUUGAUGGGAAGCUGUUUUACCGCCACAUUGGGCCUCACAGCACCAUCACAGUUAUUGACCAGAUUGUAUUCCGUGUGCAAGAUGAUAACGACCCUCCUAACCAGUCAGGAGAGAAUGCAUUUACAGUCAAAAUCCAUCCCGUUGAUGACAUAACCCCUGAACUUUGUCCAGGUACCACUCUCCACAUGACAGUUCAUGAGUAUGAACGUACAGAAUUUAAAAAGAAAUUCUUGUGCUAUACUGAUUUAGAUUCAGAUGACAGGGAUCUUAAAUACACCAUUAUUAAGCCACCAACAGAUACUGAUGAGAACAAUCCAGUUCUCUUGGGUGAAAUUGUCCUAACUGACAACGUCGAUGUUAUAAUUACAGAGUUCACACAGGCUCAGAUUAACCACCACAAAAUUGCCUAUAAACCACCUGACCAGGAACUUGGGAUCACUCCAAAAGUCGCCCAAUUCACUUUUAUUGUUGAAGAUACAGCUGGAAACACUGCAGAUGGACUAUUCACUAUUUUCCUUCAACCUGUAGAUAACAAGCCACCACUUAUCAUCAACACUGGUUUCACACUUAUGGAAAGGAGCCCAUAUGUGAUAACUAAAAAGGAACUGUAUGCCACUGACACUGACACAGAUGAUGAUAAUAUUGUCUUCACCAUUGUACAAGUUCCUCAGCAUGGAAAGUUUCAGUUUUUUGGAAUUGAUAUGACCAAGGGUGAGACAUUUGUGCUGGAAGACAUUACAAAUGGCCGCCUUGCUUACAUCCAUGGUGGUGAAGAAUCUGUCAGUGAUAGCAUCAAGUUAGAUGUCAGUGAUGGAUUUCAUGAGGUGCCAAUCACAGUUAAGAUCACAAUUGAGCCAGUAGAUGAUGAGACUCCUACAAUUAUGCUCCCAGCUGGCCUGCUCGGGGCCUCAAUUGAUGUGCUAGAGAAUGGGGCAACUGAGAUUACAACCAAUGUGAUCCAAGGCCGUGAUGAGGACACAGAUGACCUCAUGCUCACUUUCAUUGUAGAAGAACCUCCUAAACUUGGAGAGAUUCUUGUGAAUGGUGCUCCGGCUGAGCGAUUCACACAAGCAGAUAUCAUCAAUGGAGCUGUGGUGUAUGCUCACACCUCUGGAGAAAUUGGACCAAUCAAAGAAUAUGACUCUUUCAAUCUUACUUUAUCCGAUAUGUCAGAUCAGUGGGUUGUUGGCGGUAACAAGGUUCAAGGGGUAACUGUUCAUGUCACUAUACUUCCAGUGGAUAGCAUCUCACCUAUUGUGAGUGUAGGAGAACAGUUUGUUGUAGUGGAAGGAGAAAAGAAUGUUAUAACACCUAACCAUAUUCAAGCUGAAGAUGUUGAUACAGACAAUGAUGAUAUCCUCUGCACUAUUAUUGUUCAGCCAUCUUCUGGUUAUGUGGAAAACAUCUCCCCAGCUGCAGGCUCAGAGAAGUCCAGAGCAGGCACUGCUAUCUCAGCAUUUAGCAUCAAAGACAUUGCCCAUGGCCAUAUCUACUAUGUGCAAAGCAUCCACAAGGGUGUCGAGCCUACAGAAGACCGCUUCACUUUCCGCUGCUCAGAUGGUAUUAACUUCUCAGAACGCCACUUUUUCCCCAUUGUCAUCAUUCCAGCCAAUGAUGAAAAACCUGAGCUUUUUGUGCGGGAGUUUUUGGUGAUGGAGGGCAUGAGCUUAGUUAUUGACACACCCAUUUUAAAUGCUGCUGAUGCUGAUAUACCUGGAGAUGAACUGAACUUUGAGAUCAUUAAAAAUCCCAAGCAUGGUGCCAUAGUCCAACAGGUUAGCACUGGGACCCUCCCAGUGGUGACAUUUGACCUUGAGCAAAUCAAAGAGGCAUCCAACAUUGUCUAUGAACAUGAUGAUUCAGAAACCAAAGAGGAUAGCUUUGUUAUCAGGCUUUCAGAUGGAAAACACUCAGUAGAAAAGACUGUUCUCAUUAUGAUUAUCCCAGUCGACGAUGAGACUCCAAGGAUGGCUAUCAAUGAUGGACUGGAUGUUGAAAUUGGAGAAACUAAAGUUAUCAGUAACAAAGCCUUAAAAGCUACAGAUCUUGACUCAGAAGACAAACAUCUGACUUAUAUUGUGCGUUAUGGUCCAGGACAAGGAUAUCUUCAGCGUAUCACCAAGCAGGGAGACGUUGUUGGCAAUAUUACACUGGGCAUGAACUUCACACAGAAUGAAGUUGACAAUCAGUUCAUCCAGUAUGUACACACUGGUCAGGAAGGCAUUCGCGACCUGCUAAAGUUUGAUGUCACUGAUGGUAUAAAUCCCCUAAUUGACCGCUACUUUUACAUCAACAUUGGUAGCAUUGACAUGGUCUUCCCAGAUGUUAUUAACAAAGGUGUAACUCUCAAAGAAGGUGGCAAAGUAACUCUAACUACAGACCUUCUCAGCACAACUGACAUCAACAGUCCUGAUGAAUAUCUCACCUUUAGCAUAACAAGAGCACCUAGUAGAGGCCAUCUUGAGAGCACUGACCACCCUGGUGUGCCCAUAUCCACUUUUACUCAACUGCAGCUUGCUGGGAACAAAAUCUAUUACAUUCAUACUUCUGAUGACGAGAUGAAAAUGGACAGCUUUGAGUUUGAGGUCACAGAUGGGUACAAUCCAGUCUUCCGUACAUUUAGAGUAUCAAUUACUGAUGUGGAUAAUAAGAAACCAGUUCUGACCAUUAAUAAACUGUUUGUUGAAGAGGGGCACACUAAGCUCAUCACUCCAUUUGAGCUGACAGCUGAAGACCGCGACACUCCAGACAAGUUUUUACGUUUUAUAGUGACACAGGUGCCAGUACAUGGACAGCUCCUUUUCAACAAUUCUCGUUCAAUAAUUUCCUUUACCAAACAGGACCUUAAUGAAAACCUUAUUAGUUACAAGCACGAUGGCACUGAGACCAGUGAAGACAGCUUCUCCUUCACUGUCACAGAUGGAACCCAUAAUGACUUCUAUGUAUUCCCUGAUACUGUGUUUGAGACACGCAAGCCCCAGAUUAUGACCAUCCACAUCAAUACAGUAGAUAAUGGUAUGCCCCAGAUUGUGGUGAACAAGGCUGCUGCUUCACUCAAACUUCUGCAGACCGGCCAUCUUGGUUUCCUGAUUACUGGAAAAGUUCUUAGAUCUGAGGACCGUGACAGCAACCAGAGAGUUCUCAAGUACAUUAUUACAGAGGCACCUCAACAUGGCUUCAUCAUCAACACAGCCGUGGGCAAUGACAGCGUCAGUACCUUCACUCAGGCUGAUAUUGAUGACAUGAAGAUUUGUUAUGUGCUGCAAGAUACAAGCAAUGCAACAAGUGACAUCUUCUACUUCACUGUGCAAGAUCAAGGCGGAAACAAAUUGAAACCUCAGCCUUUCCGCCUCAACUGGGCAUGGAUCUCUCUGGAGAGGGAAUACUACUUAGUGGAUGAAGAUGCGAAGUUUCUCGAGGUGACGCUGAGACGCAGAGGCUAUCUUGGGGAGACGUCAUUUGUCAGCAUUGCAACUGUGGAUGGCACAGCAGAGAAAGACAAGGAUUUCCGUGGUAAAUCCCAGAAACAGGUUCAGUUCAACCCUGGGCAGACCACAGCUACAUGGAGGGUGAAGAUCUUUACGGAUCAGGAGUUUGAGACUUCGGAAAACUUCAAGAUCCAGCUCUCCGACCCUGUUAUGGCCGUGCUGGAAUAUCCUGAUGUGGCCACUGUGGAGAUAGUAGACCCUGGAGAUGAGUCGACAGUGUUCAUUCCUCAAGCAGAGUACAAGAUCGAGGAGGAUGUAGGAGAGUUGUUGAUCCCAGUGCAUCGUAGUGGAGAUGCCAGCCAAGAGCUUAUGGUGGUUUGCCACACACAACAAGGCACUGCCAUGGGCACCAUCCCCAGCACCGUCCUGUCCUAUUCUGACUACAUCACCCGCCCCGAGGACCACAACAGCGUGCUGCGUUUUGACAAAGACGAGAGGGAGAAAUUCUGUCGCGUCAUAAUCAUCGAUGACUCCUUGUACGAGGAGGAGGAGAGCUUCAAUGUCACCCUCAGCAUGCCCAUGGGGGGACAAGUGGGUGCCAAGUAUCCCAGUGCCAAAGUGACCAUCCUGGCAGAUAGUGAUGAUGAGCCUUCGUUGUAUUUUGGAGAGCCUAAAUAUGUUGUGGAUGAGAGUUCAGGUUAUGUGGAGGUCAAGGUUUGGAGAACAGGCACUGAUCUCUCCAAGAUUGCGACUGUCACGGUCCGCUCCAAGAAGAGUGAACCUGUUUCCGCUGAAGCUGGUCUGGAUUACGUUGGCAUCAGUCGUAAUCUGGACUUUGCUCCCGGGGUGACCAUGCAGACUUUCAGGGUGACUAUCCUGGAUGACCUGGGGCAGCCGGAGCUGGAGGGACCGGAGACGUUUGACCUGGUGCUGUACAUGCCCAUGAACGCAGUGUUAGGAGAGCCCAGCAAAACAAGAGUCACCAUCAACGACAGUGUUACCGACUUGCCAAAGGUGCAGUUCAAAGAAGGCAGCUACAAGGUGGACGAGUCUGAUGGAGAGGUCCGUGCCAUCGUUUACCGCAGUGGAGACAUCAGCCUGAAGUCCACAGUCCGCUGCUACACUCGACAGGGCUCGGCUCAAGUCAUGAUGGAUUACACCGAGAGGCCAAACACAGAUGCUUCUAUCAUCACUUUUCUACCUGGGGAGAGCGAGAAGCCAUGCGUGGUGAAGUUGGAGGACGACUCCAUUCACGAGGAAAAUGAGGAGUUCCGGUUGGUGUUGGGAUCGGCCAAGAGCACGUCUCAGUACGGAGCAUCUGUGGGAGAGCAGAAAGAGGCACUGGUCUCUGUCACAGAUGAGAAAGACAAGCCAAUCAUCCGCUUCUCUGAGAUCAAAUACAGUGUACGUGAACCUCAAGUCAAAGGAAACCUCGCGGUUGUCAAGAUCCCCAUCCUGAGAAGUGGAGACACCUCAAAGGUCUCUGUGGUCCGGGUGCACACUAAAGACGGCUCUGCUACAUCUGGAGAAGACUACAACCCACUGUCAGAGGAUGUUGAGUUCAAGGAGGGCGAGACGGAGCACUUUGUGGAGAUUGAGAUCCUGUAUGACGGAGAGAGGGAGAUGAGAGAAGCGUUCACCGUUCACAUGAAGCCAGACGACAACAUGGUCGCCGAAGUGCAGAUGAACAAAGCUAUAGUUUACAUUGAAGAGAUGGACAGUGUGGCCGAUGUCACGUUCCCUGCAGUUCCUCAGGUGGUUUCCCUUCUCAUGUAUGACGACACGUCCAAGAUCAAAGACAGACCCUUCCCACCCAAUGGAUACCCUGUCGUUUGCGUUACGGCUUGCAAUCCAAAAUAUCACGACUUUGACAAAACCGGUUCUAUCUGUGCGGUUGAGAACAUCAACGACACACUGACGCAGUACCGCUGGUUGGUCAGCGCCCCCACAGGCUCUGACGGAGUGACCAGCCCCAUGAGAGAGGUGGACACCAACACUUUCUUCACCAACACCAAGUCCAUCACCCUGGACUCCAUUUACUUCCGCGCGGGAUCCAGGAUUCAGUGUGCCGCCAGGGCCUUCAAUACUAACGGAGAUGCAGGUCUGGAGCUGUCAAGUCCCAUAGUUGUGGUCAGCAAAGAAGAAGGCAUGUGUCAGCCUCGUAUUCCGGACACUGUGGGGGCAGAACCCUUUUCCGCUAAGAUCCGCUACACUGGCCCAGAUGACCCGGACUUCCCCAAUCUCAUCAAACUCACUGUCAACAUGCCCCAUAUGGAUGGCAUGCUCCCCGUUAUCUCCACCAGACCCCUGUCCAACUUCGAGCUGACUCUGAGCCCGGAUGGCACUCGUGUAGGGAACCACCGCUGCUCCAACCUGCUCGACUUCAACGAGAUCCAGACGGGCUACGGCUUCAUCACCGACGCCACCAAGAACCCGGAGAUCAUCGGAGAAACCUCCCCUUAUCAGUACAGCCCCUCCAUGCGCUCAGCCAACUCCCUGCGCUUUUACAGAAACCUCAACCUGGAGGCCUGUCUGUGGGAGUUCACCAGCUACUACGACAUGUCCGAGCUGCUCAAUGACUGCGGGGGCUCCAUUGGGACUGAUGGACAGGUGCUGAAUCUGGUCCAGUCCUACGUGACGGUGCGUGUGCCCUUGUACGUGUCCUAUGUCUUCCACUCUCCUGUGGCUGUGGGCGGGUGGCAGCACUUUGACCUCCAGUCAGAGCUCAAACUCACCUUUGUCUACGACACAGCUAUUCUGUGGCAGGAUGGUAUCGGCAGCCCACCUGAGUCUGAACUUCAAGGUGCAAUGUACCCCACCAGCAUGAGGAUAAAUGAAGAGGGCCGCCUGGUGGUCAACUUUAAGACAGAGGCUCGAUUCAGAGGACAGUUUGUCAUGACCCAUCCAGGCACCAGUGUAUCCUCUAUGGUGAUUUGUGCUGACCAUCCCGGCCUCACCUUCUCUCUCGGCCUGGUCCGGACUGAGCCUACCUACAACCAGCCCAUGCAGCAGUGGAGUUUUGUCUCUGACUUUGCUGUGCGUGAUUAUUCUGGGACCUACACAGUCAAAUUGGUUCCCUGUAUCGCCUCGCCCAACGGAGAGUUCAGCAUCCCUCCUGUGUGUCACCCAAGGGAGCCACUCACUUUUGACAUGGACAUUCGCUUCCAGCAAGUGAGCGAUCCAGUGGCAGCUGAAUUCAGCCUCAACACUCAAAUGUUCCUGCUGUCCAAGAAAGAACUGUGGUUGUCUGAUGGCUCUAUGGGCUUUGGAGAAGGAUCUGAUACUGCAUUUUCAGAAGGUUCUACAAUCUAUGGCCGUGUGAUGGUGGACCCAGUGCAGAACCUGGGAGAAUCCUUCUCUUGCAGCAUUGAAAAGGUGUUCCUGUGCACUGGGGCGGAUGGAUACGUGCCCAAGUACAACCCCACAAACAAGGAGUAUGGGUGCCUGGCUGAUUCCCCGUCUCUGCUUUACAGAUUCAAGAUUCUGGACAAAGCUCAGCCGGAGACUCAGGCCACAGCGUUUGGUGAUGUUGCGUUCAGAGCGACUUUGGCCUACGACACUCCAGGAGCACUGUCUCUGGUCAGACAGCCUGGGUCAGACGGAUUCACUCUCUCCUCAUCUCCACUCUUCCAGGUGGCUGCAGGCAGAGAAUGGUUCAUCCACACCAUCUACACCGUCCGCUCCAAAGAGAAUGCUAACCGUCACAUUGGCAAGCGCAGCGUGGAGUACCUGCAGCACAGCAUGUCCUCCUUUGCCCCGCCCUCCACUCGCAAUCGCCGCGCCGCCCCCGCCCUCCCCGGUCCCGCCCAAGACAUCGGCAUCGAGAACAACCGCGGCACCAACAUCCAACACAUCGCCCUGGACCGCUCGGACCGCUUGGUGAUCAGUCAGCGCCAGCCCUGGUCUCCUGUCAGGGACCACGACUCUUUCCAGGAGCGCCCCCUGCUGGAGAGCUCUGGUAGAGAGGCCACUGACUCCUCCAUGCUGCCCAUGUUGGUAGGACUGGCAGGUAUGAUCCUUCUAGCGUGCAUCAUCGCUGUGGUGGUCAUUCUCCUGGUGAGACGCAAGAAGAAAGAGAAGAACCAGCCCGCCCCCUACUCCACGUCCUCAUCCUCUGCGUACCACGGCUACAGCCACGGCACCGCGAGCAUGUGGGGCAGCUCAGACAGCUCGGAGGUCUAAUGCAACUCCCUUUGUAAAGACUCUCCUCCACCCAGGUGUCCUCCUGCCUUACUGACGUAGCACUGAGUCCAGCAGAUCACAUCCUGCAGACUGCACAGAAUGUUGGCGCUUCUUCACGCCUCAAAUGUAGAACGUUAUUUUUAUUAGAGGAGCCACUUGAAAUGUAGUUAUAUUAAUUUGGUUGCUCAUCAGGUUGUAAAAUAUUAUGUUUGCAAAUGCAUGCAAGCCCAACUUAUGAAAAUUUCCUGUACCUUUGCCAAUUAGUUUACCAUUUUUAAUAUUAUGAUUCACUGUUAAUUGUUCUGUGAAGAGUAAAGAACAGACUGAAUGUUGGUUGAAACUGACUUUGAAUGAAAAUGUGUUUUGUACUGAUGCCACUGUGGUGUUUCAAAAAGCCCACAGUGAAUGUACAGGCCCACUGCUUAGUAAUAUUACCAAUAUGGUGUCACUGAAAGGGAUUGUAAAUGUUAUUUUUUUGAAAAUGCAAUUUUUUUAUUUUUACAUUUUUUCUGCUAAAUAUGGGUGUAAUUGGAUGCAAAACCAUCUGUAUAUACAAUAGAAGUAAACCCUGGCGAAACUUGAAAGAACCACUCCUCCUACAGUGCAGUAUCAAAUUUAUAAUUAUAUUAUUCAUAUGACCGUAUAUAUAUUUUAAUGUAUUCUAUUAUCAGCUGUCUUAUUUUGUGCCAGCUGAAAUAUGGAUGUUUCUACACUUCCACUGCCAAAUAUAAAUGUUUUUUGG
Molecule: messenger RNA, 10391 nt
Organism: Periophthalmus magnuspinnatus
Lineage: Eukaryota; Metazoa; Chordata; Actinopteri; Gobiiformes; Gobiidae
Gene: frem3
Product: Fras1 related extracellular matrix 3
Exons: 24
Coding region: 254-9649 (3131 amino acids)
Biological process (GO): cell communication
Cellular component (GO): membrane
Source: RefSeq, a predicted model, not a curated record